ACACGGUGUUAGUGCUGCCUCAUUGGGAGGGACCAGCGUGGUUUACCAAGGCUUCUCCUUCAGAGCCAGGUCGGUCCAAAUGCAGAAAGAACGGAAGCGCGGAAGAGGUGCCUUCGCCUUCCGUUGCUCAUUCGGGUUGACUAGGUAAUAACUGAAAGAAAGAGGGACCCUCAGGAAUGCAGAUGACGCGGAUGCUCCAGAUCGGUUUCCUGACGAUGCUGUUGUUCAUGGUCUUGAGUUUUUACUGGUUUAACCAGAUUCAAUUCCGGUGGAGAUCGGAUAAAUCGAAGCGGCGUGGUAGACUCUCACAGAGAGAGCUUUCCAACUGGGAGUCUGUCUGUGAACCUUUCUUCAAGGGGGAGAAAGUUUUUCUUUGGAAGGAGCAGUCCUCGGCAGCACCCCGGUCCUCAGACGCUGCGGAGACUGAGGACUACUGUAACAACCUGGAAGGGCUGCUUCACUAUUCCCAGAUCCCGCUGACGGCCGAGGAGAUCAACUUCCCCCUGGCUUUUGUCAUGACCGUGCACAAAGAGUUCGAGACCUUCGAGAGCCUCUUCAAGGCAAUCUACCGACCUCACAAUCUCUACUGUAUCCACGUGGAUGAGAAGUCCCCCGCACAGUUCCAGUUAAAUCUGCAGCGCUUACAGAGCUGUUUCAGCAAUGUCUUCCUCGCCACCAGAAUGGAGCCCAUUAUCUACGGAGGGAUGUCCCGGUUGGAAGCGGAUAUUAGGUGCCUGACGGAUCUCCAGCGUCUCAGGACUAACUGGAAGUACGUGCUCAACCUCUGUGGUCAAGACUAUCCUCUCAAAACCAACCUGGAGAUCAUUCGACAUCUCAAAGCAUUUAAAGGCAGGAACAUCACCCCUGGCGUUUUGCCUCCAAACCACGCCAAAGUCCGCACGAAGUUUGUAUACAAGCAGGUGUUGUCAGCUAGUCAGUCCUAUGUAGUCAGAACCAAAAAGCAGAAAUCCCCACCUCCGCACAACAUCACUAUUUACUUUGGGUCUGCCUAUUAUGCUUUAACAGCCGAAUUCGUCGAAUUUCUUUUAAAGGACAAACGAGCUUUGGAUUUAUUAGACUGGUCUAAAGAUACUUACAGUCCUGAUGAACACUUCUGGGUAACACUAAAUAGAAUACCAGGUGUACCUGGUUCAAUGCCAUCUGCAGGCUGGCAAGGAAAUUUGCGUGCCGUAAAAUGGAGUGAUCAAAAGAGCCAUGAUGGUUGCCAUGGUCAUUAUAUCAGAAACAUUUGUAUCUAUGGAAUUGGGGAUUUGAAGUGGCUGGAUAAAAUGAACUGCUUGUUUGCCAAUAAAUUCGAACUCCAUUCUUAUCCACCAACCGUACAAUGCCUAGAAUACCGGAUCCUCAAACAAGCUUGGAAUCAGAGCACCAUUACUCCACAGUCAGCCUCCUGAAAGUGACUUCAAAUGAAUUCUAAACAUCACGGGACAUGAAAACAAGAACAUAAACUGUCGAAUAAUCUGGGAUGUACUUGAUAUUUUACAAUUUAAAAAAAAGAAUGUGGUUUUGUUUGUUUUAUUUCAUGUAAUUUUCUUUUGACAGCAUGGAAAUGUUGAAUAUACCCUUUUUUAAAAAAAAAAGACACCCUGUAGGCACAAUUUUCAAAAGUGUGAGAAUGUUCCCUACCAUCUGCUCGUUUUUGGCGAGGAUAAUUUAAUUCGCUCACAGUCCAAGGUUUAGAAGGAUAGGGUCCAAGAAGUAACUAGUUAACAUUUGCUUAACAGGGAACUUGAGCAAAUAAAGUUUAUAUACUGUAAGAUAUAAAUCAUUCGUGCACAAGCUGCACUUGCACUUUCCAUGAAUCGCUGCUCAAUAACUGUAAGAAAACAUUGAGAUCUUUGUUCAUGACAUUUUUAUUUCGAAGUCACCUACUGUUAUUUUGGAAUAAGAAGAUCAUUUAUGAGGCUCUGAAACUGACAUAUAAGCAUUGACGGAUUGCAGUGCUUCUUGGAAUGAAGCUUGUGAUAUGCUCAGGUUUGAUUUCCUGUAGUGAAACUUGUACCAAAAGUGGGAUUUCUUGUCAAGUCCCCCUCUAAUACUUAUAUAAAAUUUGAUUUUUGUGAACUGAAGUAUUGUAACAAAAUGAAAGUCUCUGAAACUACUGGCAAAUGUUCUACAAAUAAAGUUGUCUACCUUACCUAUUGUAAAUCUAGACAUUUUAAAAACUGAUUUGCUUGAAGUGAUCCUUUAAAAAGGACUGUGUUUCCAAGAAUUUCAUUGUCACAUUCUAGAAGAAUUCUCAAAGGUGGAUGAAGGCAGAGAUCAAUGAAGCCUAAAAUACACAUUUAAUCUCAAGGUCGUAACAAAGGCACAAUGUUGUGGAUGUUGGAAAUCUGAAACAAACAAAAUACUGGAGAAUCUCAGUAAGUUUGGCAGCAUCUGUCGAGAGAAAGAAACAAGGUCCAAAAUCACAUGACUACAGGUUAUAGUCCAACAGAUUUAUUCAAAAACGCAAACUUUUUCAGAGCCUCACUCCUGCUUCGAGUGUUAGGAGUGAGGCUGUGAAAGCUUGUGUUUUCAAAUAAACCUGUUGGACUAUAAUCUGGUGUCAUAUGAUUUCUGACCAUGUCUACCCAGUCCAACACCAACACCUCCACACCGAGAGAAACAGUUAAGGUUUUUUUUUAAUCUGGUGUGACUCCUCUUCAGAAUUGCUCUGAAGAGUCAUACCAGACUCUAAGUGUAUUCUUCCUGAAGCAUUCUCCAGCCCUCCCCUUCAAGGUGCUGACUUAACUGCAGUGUAAUCUAUCAUUAUUGAAUUAAAGCCAUAUUUUUUGUUAGUUUUAUUAAAUUAUUAUGCUACAAUCAUUUUCAGUGGCUACAUUAAUAAAUAAUUCUUAAGUGUAAAAUGAAUAUAGUUUCUUGAUGAUGCAGUGUAGGGACCACUGAAAUGAGCAUCAUAGCACUCAGUAUAGUGUAUUAUUAAAUGCAAUAGGCUGAUAAAAUGAGCAAUGACUUUUUUUCCUCUUACAAGUUUGUGAUGCUCUAAGGUUGCAAA
This is a messenger RNA of Stegostoma tigrinum, 3019 nucleotides long. RefSeq names its product N-acetyllactosaminide beta-1,6-N-acetylglucosaminyl-transferase-like. NCBI's taxonomy places the organism in Eukaryota, Metazoa, Chordata, Chondrichthyes, Orectolobiformes, Stegostomatidae. Gene Ontology annotation, biological process: transforming growth factor beta receptor signaling pathway. The record is from RefSeq and is a predicted model, not a curated record. Gene Ontology annotation, cellular component: membrane. Gene Ontology annotation, molecular function: acetylglucosaminyltransferase activity. The transcript has 3 exons. Bases 177 to 1415 code for a protein of 412 amino acids.